Penicillium cosmopolitanum is the source of this 1653-nucleotide messenger RNA. RefSeq names its product MATE family efflux transporter. Gene Ontology annotation, cellular component: membrane. Gene Ontology annotation, molecular function: antiporter activity; xenobiotic transmembrane transporter activity. Lineage: Eukaryota; Fungi; Ascomycota; Eurotiomycetes; Eurotiales; Aspergillaceae. Bases 1 to 1653 code for a protein of 550 amino acids. The transcript has 2 exons. The record is from RefSeq and is a predicted model, not a curated record. Gene Ontology annotation, biological process: xenobiotic detoxification by transmembrane export across the plasma membrane.
AUGCCGAUCGACGAAACCUUUUUUCAUGCUGAAGGAAGUGGUGCAGGUGGCAAGCGGAGAGUCGAUCACACAUUUAACGAAUAUACAAUCACAACCAACAGCUCCUCCAACCUUGUGUAUGGUCUCUCUGAUGCUGGUGGAAUAUUCUGCUCUGAAAAGAGCCUUCCUAAGGUUAAACAAUCAACCGACCAAAUAUUCAACGAGACAACACCCUUGAUUCACAAUGACUCGCUAGGGGAUGAUUUGCUGGAUGAUGAUGGUGAUAAUGAUGGUAAUGGUAAUGGCGAGGGCAAUGGCGAUGAGGUGUUAUGGAAAGGCGAAUCGAAAUGUCUAAUUCGAGACACAUCCCCACUGGCUCUAUCAGCUUUGCUUGAAUGCUCUCUCUCGACAGUAAGCAUCAUUGCGGUGGGGCGCCUGGGGACAAUCCAGCUCGGAGCUGCGAGUAUGGCUAGUAUGCUGGCCAAUUUUACGGGGUAUAUGAUCUACCAUGGCCUUGCGGCAGCUCUUGAUACAUUGUGUAUGCAAGAAUUUGACACUGGCAUGCUUCAUCUGGUUGCAAUCCAUUUUCAAAGGAUGGUAUAUCUCCUUUUGAUCAUCACCGUGCCUAUAAUCGUUCUUUGGAGCUAUGCCGAACAGAUCCUCCCCAACAUUCUCUCCAAUGAAGAAACCGCCAUUCUUGCUGGUCGAUACCUUCGCAUCGUUGCAUGGGGGACGCCCGGGUACGCACUUUUUGAGGCAGCGAAGCGCUACAUUCAGGCCCAGGGUGUGUACUCGGCAUCGUCAUAUGUAUUGAGUGUCUGUGCACCUAUCAAUGCGUUUUUAAAUUGGUUCUUAGUUUGGUAUUGCGAAUUGGGCUUCAUCGGUGCUCCUAUUGCGUUGACGAUAACCGACUACUUACUCCCGAGCACGCUCUUUUUAUACGUCUACUGGGGAUCUCACGACGAGUGUUGGAAUGGGUUUACUCGCAGAGCCUUUACAAAUUGGGGCCCGAUGAUACGACUGGCAGUUAUCAAUGUGCUCACUGUUGAAGCUGAAUCGCUGAUUUACGGAAUUACCACUCUCGCUUCCUCAUACCUGGGGCCAGUCGUUCUAGCCACACAAACAAUCCUUGUGACAGCGAGCAAUAUAGUAUGGCAGGCUCCAUACUCCCUGUCAGUUACUACCCGGGCUCGUGUUGAUAACCUGAUGGCUUUUGGUUUCGGCAAUGCGGCCUGGAAGGUAUGCAAAGUUGCACUUUCUGUUGCCUUUGGCGUCGCUUCAGCGCAUAUAGUAUUGCUAUCCUUGCUCCGAUACCCGAUUGCGAAGAUAUUUUCGACUGAAUCCGAAGUGAUUGAAUUGGUCGCUCAAGUGAUGCCCCUCUGUGCAGCAGCCCAUUUUGUUGAAUGCAUGGUUUUGAGUUCAAAUGGAAUUCUGGGUGGCAUUGGCAAACCGGAGGAUGCUAGCUAUCUGCAGACGAGUAUCUUUGCCAUCGUCGCCCUCCCUCUCCAAUUCGGGUUAACCUUUGGUCUGGAUUGGUCGGUCUGGGGGCUUUGGAUCGGUGCACUGUCUGGAUUUUUCUUCAUUCUCGUUGCCCAGUGGUUAUAUCUAAGUCAAAUUAAUUGGGCGAGAUGCGUCCGAGAAGCCUCGAUGGACUUUUCGGUAGCAUCAUCUUGA